Pogona vitticeps (central bearded dragon) is the source of this 4397-nucleotide messenger RNA. It is a transcript of the gene MMS19, whose product is annotated as MMS19 cytosolic iron-sulfur assembly component. Lineage: Eukaryota; Metazoa; Chordata; Lepidosauria; Squamata; Agamidae. The record is from RefSeq and is a predicted model, not a curated record. Gene Ontology annotation, cellular component: cytosolic [4Fe-4S] assembly targeting complex; MMXD complex.
GACGGGUACAAGGUUUUCCCCGUUGUUUCACACGUGAUAGGGGAGACGCGCACGCGCGGUUUGCGCUCCUCCCUCAGCCUCCUGCUCUCAGGUUAUCAUGGCGGCCGGAGGGAGCGGUGUUGGCAUGGGGAUGCCUGCGUCUCCGCUGCUGGACUGGGAACGGGAAGGUGCGGCCAAAGAGGCAGCGGAAGGAGUGAAAGCUGGGACCUGUACUGUCUUAGAUGUCGUGGAAAAUCUGCGAUCCCCUCUUGAGAAUGCAGAACCUCGAAUUCGUGCCCAGGGCAUCCAAAUGCUCUCUGAUGUUCUCCUGCAGUGUUACUCUUUACUCCAAGAGCAGGAAGUGACCCAUCUUGUCUUGUUCUAUGAAAACCGACUGAAAGAUCAUCACCUUGUCAUUCCUUGUGUUCUGCAAGGACUGAAAGCUCUGAGUAUGUGUGGGGUAUUGGCUCCAGGUCUGGCAGUGUCUGUCCUCAAAGCCAUCUUCCAGGAGAUUCAUGUCCAGUCUUUGCUGCAAUUGGAUCGGCAUACUGUGUACAGCAUCAUCAUGAACUUCAUGAGCAACCGAGAGACAGAGCUGAAGAGCCUGGGUGCUGAUUUCACCUUUGGCUUCAUCCAAGUGAUGGAUGGGGAGAAGGACCCACGCAACCUGCUGAUAGCCUUUCAGAUAGUACAAGACAUAAUUGUAAAGGGCUAUGCACUAGGACCCUUUACAGAGGAGCUGUUUGAAGUUACUUCCUGCUACUUCCCCAUCGAUUUUACCCCUCCUCCCAAUGAUCCCCAUGGAAUUCAGAGAGGAGAUCUGAUUGUCAGCCUGCGGGCAGUGCUGACCUCCACCCCUGCUUUUGCUGAGUUCCUGCUCCCCUUGCUCAUAGAGAAAAUGGACUCUGACGUACAAAGUGCCAAGUUGGACUCCUUGCAGACCCUGAGUGCUGCCUGUGCAAUCUAUGGAGAGAAAGAGCUGAAGGAAUUCAUACCUAGCCUUUGGUCAUCCUUACGUAGAGAGGUAUUUCAGACAGCGAGUGAGAAAAUUGAAGCAGAAGGUCUGUCUGCUUUGCGUGCCCUGUCAACAUGUUUGUCCCGCUUGGUGCUCAGUUCAGAUGAUGAGGAUCUUCUAGAUUCCUUUCUUAGAGAUGUCUUGCAAGAUUGCAGACACCAUUUGUGUGAGCCUGACAUGAAGCUCGUGUGGCCAAGUGCCAAGCUCUUGCAGGCAGCUGCUGCGGGCUCGUUGCGGGCCUAUUACCAGAUCACUAGCAGUGUAAUUCCCUUGCUGGUAGAAGAGUAUGCCAAACAUGUGCAGAGUAGCCAGCACAGGACAAUCUUGGAGGUGCUGCUUGGUUUCUUGGAGCUGCGACAAAAAUGGGGUCCUGGAGAGGAAGAGAAAAGUCCACUACUUUCCUCCAAAGCUUCUCUGUGUUCGAUGGUGUUCUCUGCACUUACUGAGUCCAAUGUGCAACUGCAGUUGGUUGGGAUCCAGGUGCUGACUUUUCUAGGAUCACUGCAAGGGCUUCUGGCUCCACCAGAUGUGGAGAUGCUUGUGGAGCAUCUUGCAAAGUUUAUCUUGAAUGAAGAGGAUUCCCAGACCAGCUUGGCAGCUAUGAAGGCAGCUGGCACCUUGUCUCCUGUCUAUCCAGACGCCUUCAGCAGAUACUUGGUUCAGAAGCUUUCAGAAGGGCUACAGUCAGAACUUCAGGAGGAGAGCGAUCCAACGCAGCGGGAACGUUGCCUGCAGGCUUUGGCAGCAGUGUCUACUCAUCCAAGUAUAAUGAGGGAAACUGUUCCAGUCCUCCUGCAAUGCCUCCAGCAAGUUCAGAAAGGCAAAAUGCCAGCAAGUAUCCAGUUUGUUGUGUCUGUGUGCCAGAGUCUACAGCAGGUGGCAUUGCAGUGCCAUCGAGAUACUCAGAGCUAUUGGUACUUUCACCAAGCUGUGGUGCCCUGCUUAUUGGGUUUAGCAGUGCAAGAUGCUAUGCAAGAGAACUCACAUACCGUGUUAAGCAAAGUGCUGCUGAAGGAGGAAGCCUUAUCAGCCAUGGUACCUGUCAUCAGUGCUGCUUGUAUGCACUUAAGCCCAGAGCUGGCUGCUCAGAGUGUCUCCAAAAUGGUCCCCCUGUUCUUAGAUGGAGAGCUAUCCUUUCUGCCUGGAAACAGUUUCCCCAGCAUUUUCCAUCCUUUCCAGGAUGGGCAAUGUCCAGUGGCAGCCCAGAGAAGGCUUGUUGCUCUCCUCAUGGCCUUUGUCUGCUCACUGCCAAAAAACGUUCCAAUUCCACAGCAGGACCGGUUGCUACAUGAGCUGCUAGCUCUGAGCUGCUCCUCUGAUUGCCCCUUCACUGCCACAGCUGCUGCUAAGUGCUUUGCAGGACUAGUUAACAAGCACCCAGCAGGACCUCAGCUAGAUCAACUCUUGGAAAUGGCCAUGAACAAGCUGGAGCAAGGUCUGAAUGAGGGUCCUCAUCAAAGCCAGACCCUCACUCUGCUGCUGUGGAUAACUAAGGCUUUGUUGCUACGCUACCAUCCUCUAACCACACAACUGACUGACAAGCUGCUCAUGCUUCUGGAGAACCCUGUCCUUGGCCCUACUGUCAGUGAUGGCUUUGCCUUGCUCAUGGGUGACUCCCCAGAUGUGCUGGGCAAGAGCUGCCAUGCUGAAGUGCGCCUCAUGUUCCGACAGCGCUUCUUCACUGACUGUGUACCACAGUUAGUGCACGGAUUCCACACAGCUGCCCCUGGUGUGAAAGCAAAUUAUCUGAAAGCCCUGUCCCACAUACUGAACCAUCUACCUAAGCCGGUAUUAGUGACAGAGAUGCCUACAUUGCUACCACUGUUGCUGGAAGCUCUGUCAUGUCCUGACCAUGUGGUCCAGCGGUCAACUUUGCAUUGUCUGCAGCCAUUGUUACUUGAAGCACCUCAUGUUAUGAGCCUGCAUAUUGACACACUUGUGGGCAAGUUUCUUAACCUGACAGACAACCCUGCUAUGGCAAUCCGUAUUGCUGCUCUUCAGUGCCUCCAUGCACUUGCUGCCCUACCCACCCCAGUGGUCAUCCCUUACAAGGCAAGGGUAAUUAAGGCACUUGCCAAACCCUUGGAUGACAAGAAGCGGUUGGUUCGGAAAGAAGCCGUGUUGGCCCGAGGAGAGUGGUUUCUGCUUGGCACCCCUGGCAGGUGAAGGUUCACCCUGUAUAUCCUGAUUGACAAUCUCUCUUGUCCCUGCCAAGCCAUCAGCCUUGAUGUCAUGGGAUCUGCAUUUCCUUGCAAAGCAGCAAGGUUCUGAGCAGAUGUGGAGGACAUUUUUAAUGGACUGCCUUUUCUGUGUACUGGUAGAGUCCUGAUCACAACAUCUGUGUCCAAUGGAAUGAAACAGCCAUCUCAAUUCCAGCUGCAUUGGAGUUGUGCAUAAAGGUGGCAGGACCCCUGCACGCUACGUGUGUGGCACCAGAAGAAUAAACAACAUGUUUCUUAAAAGCCUCUGGAGAAGGGUCCUCUUGUGGGAAGAAAAGUAGAAGCAGUGAGCUGCUGCUAGCCUUCCCUUCACCAUUUAUUUGUGUAUCACUAUCCCACAUCUUAACAUUAACAUCUUAGCAUAUCUGUAAAAUCAGUUACCCUGUGAUUCUGACCUAAACUUACUUGAUAGUUCAUCCAGUCCUUUGUUUUUCAAAAGGUACACACAGUGAAUGAAAGCAGUAAGUGAAAUGAGGUAUAUGAUAAUUUUUAAACAACUUUAAAAUGUUCAGGGAAUUCAGAGUAUGUAGCAAGAGCUAGAAAACUCUUGCCACAUACUCAGUGAGUCCUUUAUAUCCCAGGCUUUGAGUAGGGGCUUAAUUUUUUUUAAAGAACAUACCCUUUUGCCAUAGUGACAAGUAAUUACAUCAGCAUCUGGGGUUUUGUCUCUACUAGUCUGGAUAAUAAUUGCUUUCUGUCAAGAAAAAUAUCUAGCUGUCAUAAUAGUUUGGAGUUCAGAAAUCUACUGAGGCUUGUGUGAGACAUUCCCUCUUUAAUCCAUAUUUUUAAGGGGUUAACUUCAUAAUGCUCUUCAGUUUAUCACUACUUUCAGCCAUGGCAUAAGAUGCUACUACAGACAUAUAAGGCUAUAGGGUCCCCUGAUUUAUCCAUUGUCAUUUGCCUUUAAAGAUAACCGACCGAUGAAGUCAGUUGCAUUGCAUUUUUUGCUAGAAGAACCAGCCUGAAUGGUAGUAAGAACAGGAUAGAAAUAGUGUAGUGGUUGUGGAAGUUACUGCCUUUCAGCCACAGAAUUCAUGCUUUGUCCCAAGAAGAUUUUAGGCUCCCCAGUACAUCUGCCUCUUUCAAGAAUGCAGGAAAGACGUCUGGGAAAGACAGCUGUGGUGGAAUGAACACAAUCCUACUCUCAAAUACUUAGUAAUAAUAAACUUUACAAACUCUUUAUA